Molecule: messenger RNA, 819 nt
Organism: Rosa rugosa (rugosa rose)
Lineage: Eukaryota; Viridiplantae; Streptophyta; Magnoliopsida; Rosales; Rosaceae
Exons: 2
Coding region: 1-819 (272 amino acids)
Source: RefSeq, a predicted model, not a curated record
AUGAGGAGGGAAUCGGCCAACAUGAUUUAUGGAUUAUAUUUUGUUUCCUGCAUUUGUGCAGUAACAAAAGACAAAUGCUGUUGCUUACGGCCGGGGACUUGUUUCUUCACUUCUGUAUUUGCUUACAAGGAUUUGUUUUGGCUCAAGAAAAGGUACUGGAAGUUGUCACUUUUGGUGCACCCUGAUAAAUGCUCACACCCUCAAGCCAACCAAGCAUUUGUGAAGCUGAACAAGGCCUUUAAAGAACUACAGGAUCCGGAGAAGCGGAGAGCGCUGGAUGAGAAGAUUGAGCUCAGGGAGAAGCAGGAGAGAUUCAUUGUUGAGUUGAGGGCAAUGCGGGAAGCAGCAAUGUGGAGAAAGAUGCAGGGGAUUUCCAUGGAGGGUGAUGAGGAGCUACUGGCAGGUGAUGUGAUUGGUGUUAAAGCGGCACGAAAAAGAGAUGAGUGGAUGACAGAGCUUCCACCGGAGAGGAAACAUGGUAUGAGUAAAAUGCAAUCGACAAUGUUUAGCAGGAGUGCUAAACAAGGGCGUGGGGAUACCAGUGGAUGGACUGAUGCUCCUUCUGAAAGAGCUUGGAAAGCUAAGAUGGAGUACUUACAAGCCUAUAAUGAGUUUGCAUCACUUGCUUCGAAUGAGGAGGAGCGGAAGAGGAGUUUAGAGGCAGAGUUGAUGGACAAUUACAAGAAAGAUAAACGAUCGAAAUCAUUGCUGCAAAAGCACCAAGAGGAGAUUAGAGCGAAGAGAAAAUACUCCAAGCAACAGGCAGAGGAGGAAGACUGGGUGGGGAAACAUCCGUACGUGGAAGCCUUGGGACCGUGA